Messenger RNA from Cladophialophora immunda, 1075 nucleotides. RefSeq lists its product as uncharacterized. The record is from RefSeq and is a predicted model, not a curated record. NCBI's taxonomy places the organism in Eukaryota, Fungi, Ascomycota, Eurotiomycetes, Chaetothyriales, Herpotrichiellaceae. The coding region runs from base 135 to 1013 and encodes 292 amino acids. The transcript is spliced from 2 exons.
GUAUUGCUUUCUAAUCUUGACACACCACCACCUCAACAUUCUUCAGUAUUGUGCACCCCAACUCUUGGAUUUUUGACAGCUACCUGGCUUCGCCUAUCUCCAACCUUGCAUCAUCGCAGGGUCUCAACAAUAAGAUGAAUCUCAUGGAUAUGCCAAGCGAAAUCAUUCUCGCCAUAAUAGAUCGGACUGUUCACACCUGUGAAUUAUAUGAAGGGCUUCAAUUACGCCUCCUUAACCGUUUCUUCAACACCGAGAUCCUCCGAUCUUAUUUCGUUACCAGAGUGGUGGACUUUCAUUCAGAGGCAGUAGUCACCAAAGCCAACGCAAUGGGGGACGUAAAUGCUGCAAGGCUUUUACAAGGACACCUCAGUGCCGUUGAGAGCUACGCCGCAAAAUUGCCCUGGCUUCUCACCGUCAAAUCUGCCCUUCAGCUUGCACCAAAAUCUAGAGACUACGAGGAUGACGUCGUCCAUGAAACCAUUCCUGAAGAAGAGAUCAUGCAACGAAAGAUUUGGAUCAUGUCGUUAGCUGUUACAGCAUACCUGGGAGUUCCAGAGGUUUUGUCUUGUCUCGAUCCCAACAAGCAACUCCAAUGCCGAUACAAUCACCCAACCCCAGCAGAAUUUCCAUACCUCAAAUGCAAGCCAUGGUGUGUCCCAUUUCGAGGCAAGCCUAGACGAUACGAGUCGGCCUUCGACUGGGCACUUUUGAUGGUAGUGUACCUCGACGACGUCCUAGCUGUACAAAAUAUGCUCAGCGACCACUCCGACAAAUUCAAAUCAAGCCCAGAAAUACCCCCGUCUUUUCAGUUAGCUGCGAGACGCAAAUCUGUUCCCACACUUCGGCUUCUUUUUGACGGACUUGGUGAUGCAGCCGACCCUGAUAGAAUUCCAAGUUUAGACUAUGGUUAUCCAGAAGGCACGACGGAUAAUUACGCAAAAUCUCACCGCCACAAACGUUGGCAGUAUUUGAAACUUGCACGCGAUGUUUUAGCUCAAGCGGUGAGCAAUUGAAUGCGCACUGCUAUUCGUCUUCCUGGAGAACUCUGCACAAUUAUCAGAUGAGUCGAGUAAUA